Helianthus annuus (common sunflower) is the source of this 1626-nucleotide messenger RNA. RefSeq lists its product as uncharacterized. NCBI's taxonomy places the organism in Eukaryota, Viridiplantae, Streptophyta, Magnoliopsida, Asterales, Asteraceae. The record is from RefSeq and is a predicted model, not a curated record. Bases 360 to 1514 code for a protein of 384 amino acids. The transcript has 4 exons.
GCAUCUUAUUAGGUUAUUUACUCAAUCGAUCCCUUCCUUUUUUCCCUCUCAGCUUCCACGUGAACGUGUUUUCCUCUUCUGCUAUGAUCUUCAAGUGCUUCUUUCACCUUUUUCUCAGUGACAACAAUCGGAAGUCCUGAGUGCAAGAUUCGGAAGAUUAGAACAACCAAAUAUCGGUAACCCUGUAACGAAUUCCAGCAAUGGGUUUUACGAUUUUAGCUCUAGGAUUUCAAAUCGUGUAGAGGGCUUUGAAGUUGCAGGCUACCAGGACCUUUAAUUUGCUGUUCAGUUUUUUUGGGUGGUAUCGUCCGCUCAGAUUUCCCCCAAUUCAGUAUCAAAACGAACCCUAAUUCAAUCAAAUGGUUUCCGAUAAGAUUGAGCCCGUCGUCAAUAAACUAAAAAGUGCCGCACAGAACUUCACCAAUGGCAUCCUUGAGAACGUCGGACUCUCCAAGCGUCGUCAUCCGAUUGAAAUUUUAAAGCGGUUGCAGCGGGAAGCGUUUUCGGAUAUUAUGAAACUCAGGGACAGGCAGGAUAAAGUGGAGCGGUUACUGUCGUUUAAGUCGUCCAAGUUGAGCCCGUUUAAUGAGGCUAGUACUCGUGUGAGAGGAGAGAUAGAGGCCUUGGGGAUGUUGUUGAUGGUUGAUGGGAUUCAUGAAGGUAAUCAUGAAGCGAUUAGUCUAAUGGGGGUUAAUACUGGUGUGAAUUCUCGGUUUAGUUUUGAGACUACAGUUCGGGAAAAGGAUUUGGUUACUGCGGAGUUUGUGGCGAAAGGGCAAGUUGACGGGCCGCUUUCAUUAGCGAAGGUGGUUUACUCGGCAAAUGUUAAUGAUUGGUGUGAUUUGAUUGCUGUUCCGUUAGGUGCUAAAUGUAGUGAUGUUGGUCUUACUAGUCGUUUAUGUACUGGACCUCCGUUGUUAAAGCAGCAUAUUGGUAGUGGUAUCGGGUUGACCGUGAAAAAGUCAAACUGUAUCGCUUCGUUAGCUCAGUUUGUGACUCAGCUGGAGUCUGCAGUGCCCUCGCAUUUAUUAAGCACUUUCGCGCAAGUUACGUAUCAACUUUCAUGGGGUACGAAGGUCUCGUUAUUGGGUCUAAACAAAACACCAAAGUUUUCAAGUCAAAAUGCUGAUCUUGGUCCGGUUGCUCUACCAGUUGGUUUGUUCAGACGUCAUAAAGAACUGAUGGAGGCGAGUGAUGGAACAGUUGGGUCUACAGCUCUAGUUCUUGAGUCGGAUCUUGAUUCGAGCACCAAAGUAGGAGGGUGGGUUGAGAUGAAUAAUUUGGAUUCUAGAUAUUUACAAUGGGGCGUGUCGGUAUCUGAUCUACCUGAAGAUGAUUUUGGAUGGGGGUUGAAGAUUGGCGGUGGUUCAAAUGUUUGGGAUCAUUAUCAAGUUGAAGCAUUUUCGAAAGUAAAGUUCGGGGAAAAGUUUGUGUUACAACCAUCACUUAUGUAUGUGAAAGAUGGUUGUACACAAUUUCCUGCAUUAGUUAUGAAGUCUAGUUGGUCGUUUUGAUUGCAUCGCAGCUUCUUUAUGUCCGAUCUUAUAUUGAAACAUUUUUCUCUAAAAACCGAGACUAGAACCACAAUGGAUUUGGAUGCAUGAUGUACGCGUUAAUAUUCGUCUA